AUGUUGUAUCGUGCCACGCGAUGGGAGCUUUUCAGCCAGGACCUCCAGGCCUUCAAACAAGGCAUGGUUUCACUAUCAAGACGUCGGACCUUUACAAAAAGACUAGUAAAGGUGGACAUCUCAGUACCAAUAGUAGAUCAAAGAGAGGUGGCAUUUUGCCAUUUCACUCAAAUACCUACAAUUGAUCUAAAGAGGAAGAAUAAACGGGGAUACCACCUUAAGCACCAGAAGAGCAAUAACUUUUUAGCCUGGUUAGGUAUGCGGGCUAAUGAUUCAUCUGCUACGGUAGUGUCUGGAGUCCUGGAGUCUGAGCCUAGACUGGAGUCUGUGCCUAGACUGGAGUCUGCAGUGCCUCAACUGGAGUACUAA
Messenger RNA from Macrosiphum euphorbiae (potato aphid), 369 nucleotides. The record is from the annotation of a GenBank genome assembly. NCBI's taxonomy places the organism in Eukaryota, Metazoa, Arthropoda, Insecta, Hemiptera, Aphididae.